This is a messenger RNA of Aspergillus ochraceoroseus IBT 24754, 1591 nucleotides long. Its product is annotated as ammonium transporter. Gene Ontology annotation, cellular component: plasma membrane. Gene Ontology annotation, molecular function: ammonium channel activity. The transcript is spliced from 3 exons. Bases 184 to 1536 code for a protein of 450 amino acids. Gene Ontology annotation, biological process: ammonium transmembrane transport. The record is from RefSeq and is a predicted model, not a curated record. NCBI's taxonomy places the organism in Eukaryota, Fungi, Ascomycota, Eurotiomycetes, Eurotiales, Aspergillaceae.
UCGAGAUGUGCCAAUGCAUUCCAAUCCUCGCAUCAAUAUAUGCGAUAAGCCUGGGCUCUCCAUACAGUUCCUCUGCUGAUGAGUAUUAAUACUCCCUGCAACCCCUUCCCAAGGGGUGCUGUGAUCCCCAGGUACAACGAACGGUAAAAUUAUAACGAUUCAAAACAAGCCGCAGCUGGCAAAAUGUCCAUUCAAGACGCCUGGGAGGCGUGCGACAAAAUCGACACCCUCUUCAUCCUUGUUUGCUCCGUCUUCUGUUGGCUUAUCAUACCGGCAGUCGGGCUGGCAUACUCCGGGUAUUCAACUCGGUUCAACAGCCUCGCCUCAUUCUAUCCUGGCCUCCUAGCUGUAGCUGUCUGUUCGGUGCAGUGGUGGAUGGUUGGCUACUCCCUGGCGUAUAGCGAUGGCAAUCCUUUCAUCGGCGAUCUUUCCAAAGCGUUCCACAUCGGUGUGCUCUCCGAGCCCGUUGGGACCAUCCCCGAGAUUUUGUUCUCAGAGUUCCAGCUUAUAUUCUGUGCAACCGUCUGUGCUAUCGCUAUUGGUGGCGCCUGUGAGCGCGGUCGGCUUCUUCCAUUAAUUCCCUUCAUAUUUCUCUGGAGUACCUUCAUUUAUGCGCCUCUCGCCCACAUGGUGUGGUCGGGAAACGGCUUCCUCGCGCAACUCGGGGCCCUCGACUUCGCUGGCGGCACGCCCGUCCACAUCUGCAGCGGCGCCACAGCGACUGCCAUGAGCAUUUACCUUUCAUACCCUCUCUUCCGAUCGCGUCGCUCCACCAAACGCACCCCUCAACACCUUCGCCUUCACAAACCCCAUAACUCUAUUUGCCAGCUGCUGGCCUUGAUGAUCAUCUGGAAUGCCUGGCUUGCCUUUGACGCCGGAACCACUCUCUCCUUAAACUUCAAGAGUAUCAUGGCCGCCUGUGUGACGAAUCUCUGCGCUGCGUCCGGUGCCCUUACUUGGGCGGGUAUCACAUACUGGGAAACUGGCAAAUUCAGCCUAGACAGCACGUUCUUAGGCGCCAUCGCUGGGCUGGUCCUGAUUACACCCAGCGCGGGCUUUAUCGAUCUCAAUACCUCAAUUGCGUUGGGUGUUGUUGGUGCUCUCGCCGGACGCCAGGCAUUGCGGAUCAAGUUCACCAAGGCGGCGGCGCUGUGGCGUUGGGUGGAUAACGGUGAUACCUUCGCAACGCACUGCCUGGGCGGCCUGCUGGGCACAUUGGCAACGGGUCUUUUUGCGCAGAAGGCAGUUGCCGCCUACGAUGGCGUGACAGAAAUUCCAGGGGGCUGCUUCUUCGAUGGCAAUUGGCGACAACUAGGAGUUCAGCUGGUUGAGGCUUUGGUUGGAUUUACGUGGAGUUUUGUAGGCAGUUACGUCCUCUAUGCGCUAGUGGAUUGUGUUCCUGGACUUGAAGUUCUCGCAACCGACGAGGAUAUCAUCGCCGGGAUGGAUGCAUCGCAGAUGGACGAAUCUUUGCACCAGGCACAAUGGGCCGGCGAAGAGGACUACCACCCAUUCCAUGCGGAAAUCCAAAUAUAAUUAAAGCUAUGCAAUUUUGCUUUUUUUUUUUUCUCUUGUACAGUAUAUCACGUCG